Messenger RNA from Hirundo rustica (Barn swallow), 564 nucleotides. Its product is annotated as SUN domain-containing protein 5-like. The coding region runs from base 1 to 564 and encodes 187 amino acids. Gene Ontology annotation, cellular component: nuclear envelope; meiotic nuclear membrane microtubule tethering complex. NCBI's taxonomy places the organism in Eukaryota, Metazoa, Chordata, Aves, Passeriformes, Hirundinidae. The record is from RefSeq and is a predicted model, not a curated record. Gene Ontology annotation, molecular function: protein-membrane adaptor activity. The transcript has 5 exons. Gene Ontology annotation, biological process: nuclear envelope organization.
AUGGCUUUGGAAUCCUGUGUCAAGACAGACUGGGCCCUUAAGAGCUCCGGAGCCAGCAUUGACACACAAAGAACUUCCCAGACCUACGACUGCAAAGAGGGCAGUCUCUGCAGGAUUUUACGCCUCUUCUGGACUGCCAGCCCUCCUGAUACUAUUCUGCAGCCACAUGUUUACCCAGGAAACUGCUGGGCUUUCAAGGGGCAUCAGGGACAGGUUGUCAUCAGGUUGCCAGCACGAGUCUACCUGACUGCCAUCACAGUGCAGCACAUCACCAAAGAAGUCUCUCCAAGUGGGACCAUCAACAGUGCCCCCAAAGACAUUGCUGUGUUUGGAUUGGAUGCAGACAGAGAAGAGGAAACUCUCCUGGGGAUGUUCAGCUACAAUGUGGAAAAAGAUCCCAUGCAGACUUUUGCUCUGAAGCACAUGCUGCUCCCCAGAGCCUUUUCAGUAGUCAAACUUAUUGUGAAGAGCAACUGGGGAAACCCACGGUAUACCUGCAUUUACCGAGUGAAGGUUCAUGGAAAGAUGGAAAAACCAGAAAGCUUUAAUCAAGGGCUGAGAUAA